Messenger RNA from Morchella importuna, 1776 nucleotides. RefSeq lists its product as uncharacterized. The coding region runs from base 1 to 1776 and encodes 591 amino acids. The record is from RefSeq and is a predicted model, not a curated record. The transcript has a single exon. Lineage: Eukaryota; Fungi; Ascomycota; Pezizomycetes; Pezizales; Morchellaceae.
AUGGGAUAUAGCCGGUAUCCAGUCUACGCAAUAUGUCUCCUAGCGCUUGCAUAUCAGUCACUCGGACAAGCCACAGACAUCCGAGAUAUCACCUAUGCCGAUAAGAAUAUCACAGUUGCCGGCGUUCCAAUCAAAUUCCGGUCCGAGCCAAGGGGCCGUGGAACCACCGGUAUCAUUCUUAGUUGUGUUGCAACCUUCCUCUUCUGUAUCUGGGGGACCGUCCACCCUAACAUCAUCGUCGGGGCGAAGUCCUACUACCGACUCUUCUACAAAGCAGUACUCAUGCUUGUAGCAAUUGUUGUUCCCGAAGGUCUUAUAUUAUCUGCCUUUGCGCAGUACAGGCAAGCAAAGGACCUUCACAAUUUGUGGUUGAAGCAGCGUCGAGACGAACAUGAGGAGGAGGACGAACCAUGGUAUACUUUCUUGAAGUUUUGGCAAGACUCUAAGAGUACCUUCGGCAUGGAAGGGGCAUUCUUUGUGGUGAUGGGUGGGUUUGUGGUAAAGAGGCCAAGCACUGGCACUGUUCGCAUCCAGGGCCAGGGUGAAGAACCGCCUGUAACCAUUGAUCAGAAUGCAAGCGGAGAACAGGAUACCUUUUUUCGUAAGCGUGAGCAAGACGAGGGACAUGUUAUUCUCACCUAUGAAGGUUUCAAACACUACAUCGACCUUAUCGACAAGGACGAUAUGGGUCGCCACAGGCAAGCAAUUCUGGAUAAGGGGAAAGCGAGUAAUAUGGCCAAAUGUCUCGCCGGUCUUCAGGCAUUGUGGCUGAUUGUACAGUGUUUUGCGCGAUGGCAAGCAGGGUUACCGGUGACAUUGCUUGAGGUUCAUGUGGCAAUACAGGUUGUCUGCACAAUGAUCAUAUUCUUCUGCUGGUGGGGCAAGCCUCUGGACGUUAACCAACACAUUGAGAUAACCCUACGAAGAAGGGUCAGGGGUACCUUCCCGGCCGCCCUGCACCAGACAGAUCUUGAGGGCGGCCUCAAUGAAGCGGAACAAGAGCUGGUUUACCUCACGUCCGAAGAGAAAAAGCUCCGCGAUAAUCGAAAGACGAAUUUUGCGGUUAACCCAAAAGGUCAAAGGUUCAUCUUCAAAAAGACACCACCGGACCUAACCGGAAUAACCGCGAAAGCUUUCUACGACAUGUCAAGCUGCCUUGAUAAUUCAAACAACAGACACAAUUCCGAGAAAGAUGACAAUUUGGAAAAAGGGGGACGUUCGGAAGUGCGGGGAGACGCGGGAAAGAAAUCGCACUGGAAGGCUAUGGGGGCUGAAGCAUCCUUAGUGUUUUUAACUGGCGCCCUACAUGCCGCUGCAUGGAACUUUCCUUUUGAGAAUCAAUGUGGAAGAGUCUUAUGGCGAGCAUCCUCCAUCGGUAUGUGCGUGUGUCCAACCCUCGCCGUGUUUAUUGCGUCUAUUACGGCCUACCAAGUGGACCUAGUAACCGCGGUCUGGGAAAUCCAUCUCGGCCACCCCGAAGAUUACAAAAAGAAACGGCAUCUCUGGGGUGUGACAAAGGCGAUCAGCGACCAGUUACUCAGAAUGGCGGAGCGGCAUGGCUAUCGGAUAAAUCAAGAAAAGAGUCCUCGGAGUAAGCGUGGGGGGUGUUUCAUGACGUCUUUGCAUUUUUUGUUGAUGUGGGUUGUUUUGCUGCUGCUUAUAGCGUACGCCGUUUCUAUCAUUACAAUCACGAUAAUAUCCUUUGUGAGUAUGCGGAGCCUACCCGUAGGGUCAUUCAACACACCGAGAUGGAACGACUAUUGGCCUCAUUUUUAG